This is a messenger RNA of Nelumbo nucifera (sacred lotus), 2704 nucleotides long. RefSeq names its product Protein kinase superfamily protein (gene LYK5). Gene Ontology annotation, biological process: protein phosphorylation. Gene Ontology annotation, molecular function: protein kinase activity; ATP binding. The record is from RefSeq and is a predicted model, not a curated record. NCBI's taxonomy places the organism in Eukaryota, Viridiplantae, Streptophyta, Magnoliopsida, Proteales, Nelumbonaceae.
GAAUUUGGAAACAACUGUGAUCACGGAGCUGCGGUGUUGGAAACAACUCAUUCCUCCCUCUGCUGCGCAGUGUUUCGCUUUCCCCAUGCUACCAGCCUACCAGUAGUCCAGUACCAGACCAGUCUUCUGCAAAACGCGUUGCGCGUUGACUUCUGUUCUGGGUCAUCGUCUACACCAAGAUUGGUUAAAUUGCAACACGCAAAUACCAAAACCUACAGCAAUUAAGCCCGUAACCGCAUCAACAGAGUCUCUCCUGACCUAUGUUCAGAACAAUGUAUCUUCCAUCAUCGCUUCUAUCUUUCUACUUCUUCCUCUCCUUACUUCUGUCUCUGUCCGAUCUCUCACACGCCCAACAAGCUUACGUUAACAACAAGCAGCUUAAUUGUUACAAUAACCUUUCUGUAACAAAAGGGUUCCUCUGCAAUGGCCCCCAAAAGUCUUGCAACUCCUAUCUCACCUUCCGCUCCCACCCUCCCUACAACAGCGCCGUCACCAUCGCCUACCUAUUAGGCUCAGACGCUUCAGACAUCGCCAAACUCAACAACAUCUCCGACAUCGAUACCGUGCCCAUCGACAUACUCCUCAUAGUCCCUGUGAAGUGCACCUGUUCAGGUAAUUUCUACCAGCACAAUGCCAAUUACACCUUGAACUCUGCGUCUGAGACCUAUCUUUUAGUAGCUAAUGACACUUACCAGGCCCUGACUACCUGCCAAGCCAUGAUGGACCAGAACCCGUAUGAAAGUCAUAACCUCUCUGUUGGUAUGCGACUGUUGGUUCCUCUUAGAUGUGCUUGUCCUACUAAGAACCAGACUGAAAGUGGUGUAAAGUUCUUGCUCACUUACUUGAUUAAACAAGGUGACAAUGUUUCUGCCAUUGGUCAGAUGUUUGGUGUUGAUGCAGAUAGUAUUAAUGAAGCAAACGAGUUGCAGGAGAAUAGUGUUAUCUAUUAUUUUACACCCAUUUUAAUUCCUCUUAAAACAGAACCAACCCCGAUCCAAACUGCAUCCCCCCCGACACUACCGCAGUCUCCGGAACAAUCUAUUGGCCCUGAUAAGGGAAGUAAGGCUUCGAAAAAAUGGAUUUUUGUUGGAAUCGGAAUUGGAGUUGGUUUACUUUUUAUGGCCUUGUCUGGGUUUCUGGUUUGGUUCACUCGUGUCCGGUCUCGGCAAAGCAUGCCAAUCCCAGAAGUCAAGAAGCUUGGAACAGACUCUGUCGACUACUCCGCCAUAUCUGAAAGCCAGCAAGUCGGGUAUGUUUCAUCUGAAGGGGUUAGAUAUAUAAUUGAGUCCUUGAUGGUGUAUAAAUUUGAGGAGUUGCAAAGGGCUACUGAGUUUUUCAGUGAAGACCACCACAUCAAGGGAUCUGUUUACCAUGGUGUGAUAAAGGGUGAUAAUGCUGCCAUAAAGAGGAUGAAAGGAGAUGUGUCAAAUGAGGUCAAUAUGUUGAAACAGAUCAACCAUUCUAAUGUGAUUAGGCUUUCAGGUUUCUGUGUGCAUGAAGGGAACACCUAUCUUGUUUAUGAGUUUGCAGAGAAGGGUUCGCUCAAUGAUUGUCUUCAUGAGAAGGGGUAUAAGAAUUCUUCUUCCCCUCUUGGAUGGAAACAGAGAAUUCAGAUUGCCCAUGAUGUAGCAGAUGGGCUUAAUUACCUUCACAACUAUAUCAGUCCUCCUUAUAUCCACAAGGACUUGAAGAGUGAUAACAUUCUCUUGGAUGGUAACUUUAGAGCCAAGAUUGCAAAUUUUGGACUGGCGACAAGAGUGGUUGAAGAAGAGGAAGGUCUGCAAUUGACAAGGCAUGUGGUCGGAACACAUGGCUAUAUGGCACCAGAGUAUAUUGAGAGUGGAGUGGUUACCCCAAAACUGGAUGUAUUUGCAUUUGGGGUGAUUAUGUUGGAGCUUUUAUCAGGAAGGGAUGCAGUCAGUGCCUCUGAUGAUGAGAAAAAAGGAGAUCUCUUAUUGUCUGCAGAAAUAAAACAAGUACUUGAAGGAGAGCAUGUAAGAGAGAAGCUGAGAGAUUUCAUGGAUCCAGUUCUGAGGCAUGAGUACCCCUUGGACUUGGCCUUCUCCAUGGCCCAAUUGGCUAUGAACUGUGUGAAUCAGGAUCUCUGUUCUCGACCAAGCAUACCUGAGGUCUUCAUUUCCCUCUCUAAGAUUCUCUCGUCUUCAUUGGAUUGGGAUCCAUCGUAUGAGCUUGAACGCUCCAGGUCUCUUGAGCUUGGAAAGUAAAGCAACUGUUCCACUUAUGAAGACAAGGUGGAAAGUUAUACAGGAUGGAGACUCUCUAUGGUAACAACCAUGCAUCUUGCAGUGAGCAGAACACAGUAUCUCCAAUGAAGCUACUCUUCUAAUACAUGCAGAAUUCAAAGAAUUUAUGCUCUACAGUCUGGAGUUCCUUGUUUAAAAUAAAGGGACGAUUUAUGCAAGUCUGCUAUAUCAGAAUACUGUCAUAAGAGCAAGAACAACUCCUUUAUUGUAUUUCUGUAUCAAUUUCGAUGCUUGAAGAGUGGGCAUUGGCUCAAACCAACAAUGAUUUCUUUUAGUUCCAUGGAAGUUAGAAAAAGAAGAUACUCAAAUUACCGUUUUUUAUUCUAGAGUUGCUUGUUGUUUUAAAUAAAGGAAUGAUGUAUGCAAGUCUGGUGUAUCAGAACAUUGUAUUUUUGUAUCAACUUCAAUGCUUGAAGAGGCAUUAUCUUUUUCUUUUAUCA